GCUGCCGUACUCAGAGAGUAGCAGCCGUUAGCUUCGCGUUACAGCUCAAGGACGUCUGCGAACAUUUCACGAUGCCUCCCAAUCCUCUGGCGCCGCUGGCCAAGAAGCUGAUGAAGGGAGUGAUCGCUCUGGAGCUGCUGGGCGUGUUAGGGGUGUACGGUCUGUUCCAUAAGAUGAACGACAGCCAAGACUUCAGGAACACCAUGAACAGGAGGUUACCGUCGAUCCUGGAGGUUUACUACCAGUCCAACGAGUGGGCCGGCGUCUACGGCCUCCGGGAGAAAGACCACGAGGCCUGGUCGGCCAAACGGGACUGAAGUGUCAGUUUUUUAAAACAAUCCACAAACGCAGCAGCUACUUCUUCCUCUUCUUGUUCCCGAACGUCUUGCCGCCGAACGUCUUGCCUCCCGUCCUGGCUCGACCGAACGUCUUCUUCUUGUUGAACAUGGUCUUCUUCUUGCGCAUCGUUUUGUCGUCGCGGUCUUGCAUCCAGUCGUCGCGAUGCGCCUCCCACUUCAACUGCUUCAGGCCUGCGGGGACAAAGGGAAGUGUUAGAGAGAACCAACGCCCUCCGGUUCAUUAGGAAGCAAACAGCUGAUAUUCUGCGUGGUGCUGACAGCGAGGACUUUACUCUGAAACUUCACUUGAAUGUUUCUGAACUGAAAACAACAGUCAGCACUUUAUCACGCAGGUACAAGCAGCGUGUUGUGAUCAUCUGAUGGACGACAGAUUCUCCAAAUGAUUUAUCAAAAGGUUGAAAGUCGACUGAUCCGUUUCUGUGGAGAAAAUGAUUAAACUUCGCUGGUAUCCAGCAAAAAGCAUCGUGUCGUCUUUUUCCUGUCAACAUGAUGCUCAGUUCUUUAUAGCGGCGAGUAUUCUGUUGAUAAACGUUCUUUCUGCAGAAAACCUUUUAGAAUCAAUGAAAUAAGAAUCGUGAGGAUGAAGACGGACGCACGGCUUCCCUAAUAAAUGUAAUUAAACUUU
This is a messenger RNA of Cottoperca gobio, 984 nucleotides long. Its product is annotated as protein CEBPZOS-like. NCBI's taxonomy places the organism in Eukaryota, Metazoa, Chordata, Actinopteri, Perciformes, Bovichtidae. The transcript is spliced from 4 exons. The record is from RefSeq and is a predicted model, not a curated record. Bases 72 to 317 code for a protein of 81 amino acids.